Messenger RNA from Cryptotermes secundus, 1839 nucleotides. RefSeq names its product retinoblastoma-binding protein 5 homolog (gene Rbbp5). The transcript has 11 exons. Gene Ontology annotation, molecular function: protein binding. Lineage: Eukaryota; Metazoa; Arthropoda; Insecta; Blattodea; Kalotermitidae. Gene Ontology annotation, cellular component: Set1C/COMPASS complex. The record is from RefSeq and is a predicted model, not a curated record. Bases 67 to 1563 code for a protein of 498 amino acids.
UGACGGUUGGUUAAACUGUAUCGAACUGUAUGAACGGUAUGAAGAACACGAAGAAGAAGCCUAGCUAUGAAUCUGGAACUUUUGGAAUCGUUUGGGCAAAACUAUCCUGAGGAAUUUGAUGGUGCUUUGGAUUGUAUUUCAUUAGCUGUAACUUGUUCAUUCAACAAACGAGGCACAUUGUUAGCAGUCGGAUGCAAUGAUGGUCGUAUUGUUAUCUGGGAUUUCCUUACAAGAGGAAUAGCAAAAAUUAUCAGUGCUCAUGUGCAUCCUGUUUGCUCAUUGAGCUGGUCUCGAAAUGGACACAAACUUGUGAGUGCAUCAACUGACAACAAUGUAUGUAUCUGGGACAUCCUGUCAGGAGAAUGUGAGCAGAAGUACCGAUUUCCCUCACCAAUCUUGAAGGUUCAGUUCCACCCACGUAAUGAUAAAAUAUUUCUAGUGUGUCCGAUGCGUCAUGCAGCUGUUUUGGUAGAUACUGAUGGAGACCACCAGAUUGUACCACUUGAUGAUGAUCAAUCAGAUCUGAACAUAGUUGCCUCCUUUGACCGUCGGGGACAGUAUGUGUAUACAGGCAAUGCGAAGGGGAAGGUUCUGGUUCUGUCAACCAGCGAUCUAGCCCUCAAAGCAUCAUUUAAAGUCACUCAAGGAACAACAAGUGCAACAGCAGUGAAGAGCAUAGAGUUUGCUAGGAGAGGAGACUGUUUCUUGAUCAACACAGCUGACCGAGUGAUCCGAGUUUAUGACAGUAAGGAGGUACUGACUUGUGGCAAGGAAGGUGAACCAGAGCCCAUUCAGAAGCUUCAGGACUUAGUCAACAAAACUAUGUGGAAGAAGUGUUGCUUCUCUGGAGAUGGAGAAUAUAUAUGUGCAGGGUCUGCACGACAACAUGCUCUCUAUGUGUGGGAGAAGAGCAUUGGCAAUUUGGUCAAAAUCCUGCAUGGAACAAAAGGAGAAUUACUUUUAGAUGUAGUAUGGCACCCUGUGAGGCCAAUUAUUGCAUCCAUCUCGAGCGGUGUUGUGUCCGUGUGGGCUCAAAAUCAGGUAGAGAACUGGUCAGCUUUUGCUCCAGACUUCAAGGAACUUGAUGAGAAUGUAGAGUAUGAAGAACGUGAAUCAGAAUUUGAUCUGAGCGAUGAAGAUAAAUCUGUUGAGCUUGGCCCUGAAAAGCAGGAGGAUGACUUAGAGGUUGAUGUCUCAACAAUAGAACCUGUAGCUGCUUUCUGCAGUUCAGAUGAAGAGACAGAAGAUAUAGGAGCACUCCAGUUUCUGCCAAUUGCUCCUGAAGUGGAGGACCCAGAGGAAGGAUGGGGUGCCCCACCAGGAACAGCACCUCCUAUUGACAUGCAACAAGAAGACAAGCAGCAGCGCAACAGUAGCUCCAAGGAAAACAAUUCUCCUGCACCAAAAAGACGGAAAUUUCGAUCUUUUGAGAUUCAACUCCAGGGUGCCCCUACUGAUGAACUUCAUCCACUACUGAACAACAGGGCCAAAGAUAAACAACAAUCUGGAGGGAAAAAAGCUGCUGGCAGGCCACGGACUGACGAAAGAAAACGAACUAAAUGAACUAAACCCAUAUACAUAUAUAUGCUUUAUUAUCCUAGAUGAAUGACGUUGUGGAAGACAAAGUUCUGUCCUGCUGUGGUGUCAUGAAGAAGCCAGUCCAUAAUGUUUAUAAUAUUAGUACAAGGCAGUACAGUGUGUGAUAUGGUGGAAAUUUGAUGGCGUGUUAGCUGUGUAUGAAACUUUCAAUGAAUUUUAGAAAGUAAUGACAAAAUAGCAAGUUAUAUUGACAAGGUCUUUAAAUUUAUUCAUUUAAUAAACUUCUUAAAUGUUUCUAAA